This is a messenger RNA of Arvicanthis niloticus (Nile rat), 1507 nucleotides long. Lineage: Eukaryota; Metazoa; Chordata; Mammalia; Rodentia; Muridae. The record is from RefSeq and is a predicted model, not a curated record.
CUGUUUCUAGAAACAGGCUUCUUCAUAAGCUCCAUCUUGCUAACCGACCAUGAGUGCCCGGAGCCGUCAGAAUUACACCACUGAGGUGGUGGCCAUAAUCGAUCGCCUGAUCAACAUGCACCUGGAGGCCUCUGAUAGGUAUCUCUCUCUGGCAUUCUUUUUCAAAGACAACACGCCUGUGGGAGGCCUGGUUCACUUCUUCCGGGAUCUGUCUGAAGAGAAACGUCAGGCUGCCUAUCUUCUCCUGAUGCAAACUCGACCUAGCGGCUGUGACCACUUCUCUAAUGAGCAGAUGAUUCCGUCAUAUCACUGUGAUGGGAGCGUGCACGCCAUGGAAACUUCCUUGGCCCUGGAGAAGAGCCUGAACCAAGUCCUUCUGGAUCUGCAUGCCCUGGGUUCAGCCAACGCAGACUUCCAACUCUGCCACUUCCUGGAGAAGCACUUCUUAGAGAAGGAGAUGACUCUCAUCAAGAAGAUUGGGGACUACCUGGCCAACCUCCGCCAGCAGGCCAGCGAGGAGGAAAACCUGAGUGAGUGUCUCCUCAAAAGGCUCACGUUCAACAGCGACUAAGGACUUCUGAAGUCCAUGGCCGGUGGCCUUGAGGAGCCGCCUUUUUUUUUUUUUUCUUUUUCUUUUUCUGAUACCAGCUUCUUGUCCAGCUCAACAUCACCUGCUAAAGCCACAUGCCAAAUGGAAACAAAGUUUCUUUGCGUAGACAAAAACAGCUAAGUUGGGGGUGGAAUGAAGGAUUUGUUAUCUGACAGUCUCUGGCAGUGUUAAGUAAGCCGUUCUUUUCUGAAUCUAAAGAACUGAAACUGUGUUUGGUCUGCCCCCCCCCAAAAAAAAACCGUAAUAAUUCAUAAAAAUUGUAUGCAGCCUUAGUUGUCACGGUGUGAUUUGAACCAAUUCUGGCUGCUGGACUAUGUUCCAGAUGCAUUCUAAAAUAUAUGGUUAAUUUUUGUCGAGCAGAAAAAAAAUGGACUGACUAUCUGGACUACAUCAUAUUGUAUCCCCACUUCCAAAUGGCCAUCAGUCACCAUCUAAUUGCUUUCCCUGACCUCCAAGUUGAUGUGAUACCAUCUGAUAAUUCUCGGGAACCCAAGAAGCAGCAACCCCAUGAAGGGAUAUCCCAUCAUCGUGGCAUAUCCCACUAGGUUACUGCUGACAACAUGAACUAUCUACUAUACACUGACCUCUCGAUGAAGAUUCUUAAGAUAAACGUUGGAGUGGAUUUAUGACUAGAAAUAGUGCUUCCGUUUGGUAAUUGGCUUGUUUUUGAUUUGUGGACAUAAUCAGUAGAACAAGGUUUCCUUUUUUUUUGAUUACCUGCUCUUGGGGCUAACUUUGCAAUCCAGAUAAGAAUAAAUAAGAAAGGCUGCUUAAGCCCUACUGUAUGUUACAUCUUUUACUAAUAUGUCCAUAUGUUAUGGAUUCUUUGAUGCCAUUUUAAUAUUAAUCUUUCUAGACUGCAACUGAAAAUAUAUAGAUGAAUAAACAUUGUCACUG